UCAUUAUAAUAAUCUCGCGGGAACGGUGACCCGCACGUCGAAACGGACCCGAACCCGAAUCAUGGCAAGCCCCCUGUAUUAAUUAAUCAACAGUAAUUAAACAAGUUAAAAAAGGAUAAUCACGUUUGUUUUGAAGAGAAAGGGAAGAAGAAAAUGAGAGUUUGAAUCAGAGGCCAUUUGCUUUGGCUUGGGGUUGCUCUUCUGAUUCAAAUUCCAUUGAAAAAUUGAAAAAAAAAGACGCUAAAAAUGGCGUCGAAUUCGAAUCCGUCGCUGCAGGCUGAGAUCGGACCCGACGGCCUUGCUCGCGAGGCUUCUGUCAUUACCUACACGGAGAAGAUAAUCGAGAACGAACAGCUUCAAUUAAGAAAAUAUAUUGAAGAAAACUAUUCUAAAAUACGGGAUGUCGAACGAGAGCUGGCACAGUUGUCAAUGGAAAUGAAACUCACAGCUGGGCCAAAAAAAUCAGCUCUUGAACAUUUGAGGAAGAAAAUAGAGAUGUCAACGGAGAAAAUUCAUGCUGCCAAGCUGAAGGAAGAACAAGCACGAAAGGUGUGGGAAGCAGCAUUACAGGCUGUAAAGGACGAGGAAGCUAUCAAGCAGCAGCUUUGUGAAGACUUAAACCAACUGGUGCAAGAAAGCAGCAGUUCUCAGUUUACGAGACUUGAGGAGUUAAAAAGACGACUUGAAGCUAUGAACCCAAGCAGAUCAUCAGCUUCUGUUUCUCAUGAUGGGAAAUCAAUGGGUCCAGAUGCUCCUACAGUUCCGGGAUCAACAGAAUCAGGUGGAGUCACUCAAAACAUCCCUAAUCCAAGAAAUCCUGGAAAUGUUUCGGUCACGAAUGGGCACAAUCAACAGGCACCUGUUGAGGGAGAAGGAAGAGGAAAGAAGAAAAGUCAGUUCCACGGAAGAGGGAAGGGACUUGGAGCUGUGCCCAAGGGUAGGGGACCUCCUCCGCCCGGCUGGACAGGGGCUGGGUUCGAUGCUUAGGGUUGUUAUUCUGAUUUUUCUCUGUGCCGAAAGCUCUUGGAUAUAUUCUUUCGUCCACCUUUCUUCCCGUGUUCUUUAAUUGUCUAUAGCAUUUGAUAUCAAGCAAGAAUCAAGAAUGUAGACGUUGUUGGUCGUUGUCAAAUUAUGUAACGUGAAUAUUCACGGUAUUCAGGUGGAAAUUGUGGGUAAUUAACCCAGUGUAGAACCAAGAAAGGAUUCAAAUCUCAAAUGUAUCUUCGCUUUGUUCCAAUAUUUUCCCCCUUC
Malus domestica (apple) is the source of this 1251-nucleotide messenger RNA. RefSeq lists its product as uncharacterized. The record is from RefSeq and is a predicted model, not a curated record. NCBI's taxonomy places the organism in Eukaryota, Viridiplantae, Streptophyta, Magnoliopsida, Rosales, Rosaceae.